This is a messenger RNA of Rodentolepis nana, 1314 nucleotides long. The record is from the annotation of a GenBank genome assembly. NCBI's taxonomy places the organism in Eukaryota, Metazoa, Platyhelminthes, Cestoda, Cyclophyllidea, Hymenolepididae.
AUGGAAAUUGCGCCUUCCAAUAUGGCUAUGCAGUCUGGUUAUUUGCGUCUUAGCUUAUGGGACGUUUGUCCUCAUUUUUGCCGUCCUCAAAUCAAUUUAAAGACGGGCGUCAAUUCUAGAGUCCGAUCAAAUUCUCUGUUGAGGAAAAUUAUGAAAACUUCUUCUGGUCAUUCGUCGACGCUCCUCACGAAUCGGAUACCAACAAAUGAUCACGAUCAAUCUAAACAGGAUAAUAAGACCCGAAACACUGAGUGGGUUGCAAGCGCUUUACGGGUGUGUGGAAAGUGGUCUGAGCAAUUGAGUUCCAAGGGUAAAGUCUACUAUUACAAUUGCGAAACAUAUACUUCCCAAUGGCAAAAGCCUAUCGAUUGGAAUCUUCCCGAUAUGACUCAAAGUGAACUUCAUCAGGUUAUUAGUGAUCGACAAGGUGGGGCUCAAGGUAAUAAGCGUCCCUAUUCAGUGAUAAGCCAAUCCGAUCGUUCAAAAUCACGUCCUCAGGAUGACACUUCUCCCAAGAGAGCCAAGACCGCUACUGUAGCAAAAAAUAACGUCGAUCGAUCUAAAGGGGAGAAUUCGUCACUUCAACGACCCGAUUCCCAUAAUUCUCAUCGGGGUGCUCCUAAAAAUAAUGACCACACAAGCCACGGAUCAGUGCAACGAUUACUUACAAAUAUUAAGGAUUCUAUUUCUAGUACGUGUGCAGCUAAUUGUCGCGAAAGUGAAAAUAUCCGGGAUUGUGGCACUUCUUUACCCUCUAGUCAAAAUAAAAUUCACCAUAACUCCACUCACAAUGAUGUUGAUCGAAUUGAUUCCCAUUCCCCACGGCCUCGUGUUGUGGCUCCUUCCAAGCUAGCUUAUCAAAGUCCUCUGACCGCUAAUGCCGCUCACUCUGGACAUCCGGUAAAUAGUGAAAACCAGUCCGCAUCUCGAACAUCAAGCCCCUUCCCUCCCCAACAGCACGGACUUUCGAAUGAUAAACCGGUUUUGAGUAACGGUUUCUCUUUAUUGCCUGAUCCCCACUUGAAAGACGCUAACGCUUUGAACACAAAAGAAAGGCGUCCAUCUGUGUCUGACAGGCAAUCCUCAUCUCCAUGUCGAACCAACCCCUUAAAACCGGAUCAAGUCCUUCGAAAUCUUGUGCCUGUUCUCUCCUAUGUUAUUGCAUCAAGUAAUAACAACCGGACUCCUCAUGUUAAUUCCAACAAUUCCCGUUCGCAGCCCUCGGUCGUGAACCUUAUUUCCUCUAUCCUUGAGUCGCACAAAAAAAUGGCCGAUGGUCGCUCAGCGUCACAUACCUCCUCUCCUGUGUCUAAC